CGAAUUGUGCUUCUAUAAUAACCAGUCAUGCCACCACUGAAAAAUCAGCAAAUGACAGUUGCAAUGGUAAUUUUUUGCCAUCACAUUUAUUUUUUGAUUUUUUUCGCAAGUCUUUUUUUAAAACUAUAAAAUGGAAUCUAUACAAAAUAAUAAAAAAAAAGAUCCAACCUUUUUCAACGUUUUCCAGAUUUUGGCGACUGCAAAGGAGGGACUUUUACGCAAGAAAAAAUUGAGAGCUAAAAGAGAAAAUGUAGCCCGAGGUAUGUCUGGACCCUUGGACUUAUCCAUGGAUUCAAUGGAAGAAACCAGAUUCAAAAAAAGUAACCAGUUUUUGUUUCUGAGAUUAGAAAAACGGUUGCACUUUACUUACACGGAAAUAGAAGCUUUGUUGCUCAUUUAUUACAAGCUAUGGAAAGAGGGCACUGCUGUUGACCCAAAACUGGAAGGCGUCACAAAAAUUCAAUUCAGAGACGUCCUGCAUUUUGUAUUAGAUAUGACCGACGACAUACUUAUGGAUAGAGUAUUUUUAGCCAUAGAUAAAGGUCCACAUUCGUGUAUUUCAAUGGAAAUUUGGGCCUCGACGUUUUCUUUAUUUUUGAGGGGCACGCUCGAGGAAAAGAUAAGGUUUUGUUUUUCUGUGUAUGACAUUAAGGGGGAAGGACUUAUAGGGAGAGAUAUUAUGUUUCAACUGCUCAAAUAUUCAUUCAUCAGUCAAAGCAGUGAUGAGGAUGCUGAAGAAUCAGUAAGAGACAUGAUAGAACAAAUUACUAAAAAAAUGGACCUGGACAGAGAUGGAAAAAUAUCUUACGCAGAUUAUCAUCAUUCUGUACUAAAAAAUCCCAUGCUUUUAGAAGCUUUUGGUCCUUGUUUACCACCCAGACAAGCAGCUUAUGCUUUUCUGAGCACUUUUUCUAUUACGGGAACGACCUAUUAGUAUUAUGUAUUUUUAAAUUUUAGUAUAAAUAUGUAUAGAUUAAAUAGGUAGGUAUAAUACUAAUAAUA
Molecule: messenger RNA, 1002 nt
Organism: Ceutorhynchus assimilis (cabbage seed weevil)
Lineage: Eukaryota; Metazoa; Arthropoda; Insecta; Coleoptera; Curculionidae
Source: the annotation of a GenBank genome assembly